Molecule: messenger RNA, 1994 nt
Organism: Pseudo-nitzschia multistriata
Lineage: Eukaryota; Bacillariophyta; Bacillariophyceae; Bacillariales; Bacillariaceae
Source: the annotation of a GenBank genome assembly
CAUUUUUCGAGUGAGAAGAAAUACAGCAGCGAAGCCAAAGUGGGACUUAACUGCCACUUGAGUACUUCGAUUUGGGUAGUAAUACAAAGAAUCCGAAGCGAGAGAAUUGUUGCAAAGAAAACACUCCGUGAAUCUGGUGCUAACGCUAUUGAGUGGCGUUGCAUUCAAAUCAAAGAAUCAUACGUCUGAGAAACAGAGUCUCGGUCUUGGGCGGAGUGCAUUUUUGUCUUUGGUUUCGCUUCCAAACCGAAAUUGUCCAUUCCCCACGGCAAGUCACAUUUUGUUCUAUCUUCCCACUUUGGCAGUGCAAUCACGACUUGACUGCUGUGUGGAUUCGAUUCGGCGGUUGGCUUGUUACGGUAUCAGUUCUUCCAUUAAUUAAUUCGAACCUUUACGGCCGAGAAAACUGCUAUAGGCAAGAUGAGUACCGAAAGUUCAAGCAAAUGCAACGCAACGAGAAUGAAUCGCGAUCGCAUUAAUUCCCGCGACAUCGUCCGAUCCUAUAGCGGAUUGUUCGGAAGCAAUGGCGACAUGAUGCCCUUUGAACUGGCCCGUAAUGCACACACGGAUUGGGUAGAAAAGGGAGGAUUCUUGUUGCUUGGAACCUACGUCGGUUGCAUCUGCCUCUUCCAGAUCGUGGUGCUGGCUAUUUUUGACUUGUACAACGAUGCCGCAAUACUCAAACUGCACUGGAGCUGGACGGUCACCAAUGCGGUCCAUUGCUUGGUCACCACUCUCUACCUUCACUGGCUCAAGGGAAGCGCCUUUGACCAACACGGAGAACUUGCUGCCAUGACACUGUGGGAACAGUUGGAGGGACGUUCCCAGAUUCUAAACGUCAAGCGGAGCCUGUUUGUCGUUCCCACUAUCUUGUGCUAUGCGGCCUGCCAUUUUUCCAAUUAUUCCUUUGACGUCUGCGUCACAAACGUCAUUUUGUGGAUUGUCCAGAUGGCGGGGAAACUCCCAAUUAUGAAUGGUGUUCGGAUAUUUGGCAUCAAUCGAACGGCGGGGAUCGACGAUGACUGUGGUGGACACGAGAGCAGUCGCAAUGGCAUGGUCUCCGCGAGGAGUCGCCGCCGACCGGGAAGCAAACAAGAGUGAUGAAGAGAACAAGGCAUCGAACCAAAUCGGUUGAUCCAUUACCAUAUAUUUUCCAUCCAUACAACAUACGUGGAACAACAUCUGGACAAGAUAUUAUGAUGUCCAUCCAUUCUCUGUCCUUUGUGUAUAAACUUGAUCGCAUCGACUGUCUCAUUUUCGUCGGAGUUGCUGUAAAACUUCCGAGGUACUUCAUUCGCUUCACGCCAAUGAACAAGGCAAUGACGUGAGAAGAGUCCAACGGAGGGUGCGGUGCCUAUACGGGACUAGUGAGUGUCCGAUCCAUGUUUGGAUGGAGUGGGAAUAGUUCCUAUGUUUAUUUCUUUACGUCAAUGGACACAACCUCGUAUCAUUCACUGAUUCUGUUGUGAUUUGGGAUACAGACUCUCCCUUCAAUGGGAACUGAAUUGGAGGUGUCAAUUUGAAUUGAUGACACUGGCACCGAGAACCAAAGAAGAGACAAUUAGUAGUGAGCUACUGCCAUGCAAUUCGAAAACAAAUAUAUAUUUUGUGUGUGUACGAACACCCCACAUGCGUGUACAUUGUGUACAGAUGUUUUGUGCGACCACCCGAGUCCGACAGGCUAUUUGUCAUUGUUGUCCAAGCGGAAGCAACGAAUUCGUCGUUUUGGACAAUGAAUAGAUAAAAAUAUUUUUUAUCCACAGUGCGAUGUGAUGACAACUGGUAUAGGUUUAUUACAAACGUAGGUAACAUUCUCAGCGCCUUGUGCGAGCACUAUUUCUCUCAAAACAAACAGAUCGUGUGCAUCAAUGCAUUUUAUAAUUCAAUUAAGGCCACAUUAUCGAAUACGAAAUGUUGAAGCGAACGACUACUAUCUUUAUCGGAAAAUAAGAUGUUGAAAUAUCUCCGAGACGCAAUAAAAUGUUUUUAUGAUC